AUGUCAGCCCCAGACCCAUGGUCGACAGGUCCCAUUCUCGCACAGGGACUGCUAAGUAUAUUCGUCGAAGGUGUAUUGAUCACCCAAGGAGCGCAAUAUAGGCGGAAUACUGUGGACGAUACGUUCCGGAUGAAGACUUAUGUCAUAUCGCUCGUUUUGCUUUCUCUGUUGCAGACUGCGUUCAUUAUUUAUAAGAUGUGGAUGGUUCUUGUUUUGGGAGAGAAUUGGUCUUUGGACUCACUGGACUGGAUCAAUCUAUUUCUGAAUGGCCUGCUCUGCUUCGUCGCCGAGAUCUCAUUGAUUCGUCGAUGUUGGAGGGUGACGAAGAAGGCCCUGUGGUUACUCGUAUCAAUGAUUUUACUCACGACCACGACGUUCGCUGCGAAUAUCUAUCUAAGUACCAUUAUUGGAAUCAGUUCAAGGUCAAAAGAGUUGACGAACGAUCCUUUAAUUUCCACUCGAAGUCCAGCCACCGUCGCAGCAUUCAAUUACUGGAUCUGGAGCUCCUUCGUGUUGGACGGCAUGAUCACUGCGAUUCUGUCAUACUACCUCUGGAAACAGAAGUCUGGAAUAAACCACCUCGAUAAAUGCCUCAAACAUAUCAUCGGUAUCACCUGGGAAUCCGCCGCUGUUCCUUCCAUCACGAUGCUCAUCGCCGUUAGUCUUUACUAUUCCAACUCGAACCACAAUCGCCACCUCGUCCUCUCCUUCAUCCUCCUCACCGGCAAAUUCUACAUCAUCGGGAUAUUCCGCACUCUGAACUCGAGAUCGCGCAUCCGACGAAAGAUGAAGAAUACGGAUAUAGGGAGGACUUCUGUCGCUGAUGAGAUUGACGGUGAUGCGCCAAUUACAGGGUCGGAUGAGGAGUUAACGAGGGUGGAGGCAGGUAUGGGGCUGGACUUGUCAGAUGAGAAAAAGUCAAGUAGCGAGUCUGUAAAAGGAGGAGAGGAAAUUGAAGUGGAGAGGCGGCCGCCAUCACCUGUGUCUUCGUCCAGGUGGAAUAGCGCGUGGUCUGAUGAGUAUACAAGUAGCAAUACUUUGAGGCUUUCUACGUAG
Messenger RNA from Stereum hirsutum FP-91666 SS1, 1056 nucleotides. RefSeq lists its product as uncharacterized. NCBI's taxonomy places the organism in Eukaryota, Fungi, Basidiomycota, Agaricomycetes, Russulales, Stereaceae. The coding region runs from base 1 to 1056 and encodes 351 amino acids. The transcript has 11 exons. The record is from RefSeq and is a predicted model, not a curated record.